CAUUGUUUCCAGAGGGUGAGCCUGCUCACGUCACCCAGCAAGAUGGCGACCACAAUGCAGGAUGGGUUUGAAUGAUUUAAACUAAGUGGGUCCGUUUUUUGAUGGGAUUUGGAUCUGCUGGUUAAUUGAUCAUCAUUAUAAUAAUAAUCAAAUCACAGAAUCAAGAUGGCCCUAAAUGUCUUUGAUCACGAUGAAUACAGACCACCUGUGUGGAAGUCUUACUUGUACCAGCUCCAGCAGGAGGCGCCUCACCCACGAAGACUCACCUGCACCUGUGAGGUGGACAACCGACCUAAAUACUAUGGAAGAGAGUACCACGGGAUGAUCUCAAGAGAAGAGGCCGACCAGUUGCUGAGUCAGGCCGAAGGCAGCUACCUCAUCAGAGAGAGUCAGAGACAGCCGGGCACGUACACGCUGGCUCUCAGGUUUGGGAACCAGACAAGAAACUUCCGUCUCUACCACGAUGGGAAGCACUUUGUCGGAGAGAAGAGGUUCGAGUCCAUCCACGACCUGGUCACAGACGGCCUCAUCACACUCUACAUCGAGACGAAGGCAGCGGAGUACAUCGCUAAAAUGACCAUAAACCCCAUCUAUGAACACGUUGGCUACACCACCCUGAACCAGGAGCCCACCCUGAAAAAACAUCUGCCGCAAAGCCCCGAGGCCCCAGAUGGACCGGCUCCGGCCAAAGAUAACCAUAACGCUGAGGAGAGGCUCACAUCGCUGGUGCGGCGGGCCACCCUGAGGGAGAGCGACUUGGCGCCCAAGUACGAGAAGGUCCACAACUUCAAGGUUCAUACAUUCAGAGGCCCCCACUGGUGUGAGUACUGCGCCAACUUCAUGUGGGGUCUCAUCGCUCAGGGAGUCAAGUGUGCAGACUGCGGGUUGAACGUCCACAAGCAGUGCUCCAAAGUCGUGCCCAACGACUGCCAGCCGGACCUGCGGCACGUCAAGAAGGUGUACAGCUGCGACCUGACCACGCUGGUGAAAGCCCACAACACCAAGAGGCCCAUGGUGGUCGACAUGUGCAUACAGGAAAUCGAGGAUAGAGGUCUGCAGUCAGAGGGUUUGUACAGGAUAUCUGGCUUCAGUGAGCUGAUUGAAGAUGUCAAGUUGGCCUUCGACAGAGAUGGAGAGAAGGCAGACAUCUCCUCAAAUGCUUACGAGGACCUCAACAUCAUCGCCGGAGCCCUCAAACUCUACUUCAGAGAGCUGCCAAUCCCCCUCAUCACAUAUGAUGCCUACCCACGCUUCAUAGAAACAGGAAAGAUCACUGACACAGAAAAACGCCUGGAGUCUCUCCACGAGGCCUUAAAGCUGCUGCCGCCAGCUCACUGCGAGACGCUGCGAUACCUCAUGGGUCACCUCAAGAGAGUGACCGAGUACGAGAAGGAGAACCUCAUGUCCAGCGAGAACCUGGGUAUCGUCUUCGGCCCGACACUGAUGAGGGCCCCCGGGCUGGACGCCAUGACGGCGCUCAACGACAUCCGAUACCAGAGACUUGUGGUGGAAAUGCUCAUUACCAACGAGGACGUGUUGUUCUGAGAGGAGAGGAGGGGAGGGAAAAGGAUUCUUCCGAUCAGGAGAGGACGGACAGACAGAUUGGGAAGGACUUCUGUGGAAAGAUGGAAGAAAAAAGGUGACUUUUUACAAGAAAAUGAAAAAGAAACAUUCCCACAUACCUGGAACUUGUGGCUUGAUAGAGAGGACAACAAGGAGAGUUUUUUGUGUGGAGUGGAAGGAGGAAACAAUGAAGGAAGUGACUAUUUGCAAUGAAGGAAAUUAUCUAAAAAAAAAAAGGAGAAAAAGUAGAAGAAAGGAUUCAGUGUUUCUCUACAUCAUUUUAAAUUCAAUUUGUAAAUUAAGGACAAUUAUCCAGCCUUACUUGAUAGAAAUAAACAAAUAUUAUCUGUCUUGAUGAGCUGGGAGAAAAGAAAAAUAUUUUCUUUAUUGGAAGGAGAAAUUAAUGAAAAUCUACUUUGUCUUUGUUGGGGAAACACUGUGUGAUCCAUCUUUGUUUUGAUAUCUUUCCGAAAUGGAUGCCUUGACAGUUAUUACUGACUUAUUUUAGGUGUCACUAUUGUUUAAAAAAAUCAGCUACCUUUUAAGAACCUUGCAUUCGCAUUGUUAGCAUUCAGCACUGAAACCAAACGAGCCACGAGCUUAUAAACGAGUGGUCGCCGAUGGUUUCAGUGAUAAAUGCAGUAAUGCUCCUUAUAAAUCAUGUUUUCCUCAAACUGUUGUGGUAAGAGAUUAGUUUGUUUUUGCUUUGUUUUCCAUAGUGUCAAGUUAUCCAUUUAAUGCUCCUUAAGAGAAGAAGAAGAAGAAGAAGCACUGGCUUUAUAACAAUAGACAGCUGGAUGAAUGAAUGAAUAGAAAAAGGGAACAACUCGCCAUACUGCGUCCUCAUUCCUCUGAAUGCAACUAAAGUGACGUUGGACCUAUGUGUGUUUUCAUUCCUCUUUUAAAACUCCUUACUUAACAGCUCCCUUUUCUGUUCCAAUGAUUGAAAUAUAAUUAUACAGUCGUUUUUUAGUUGCUAACAUAGAAAAAAAAACAAUGCCGACUCACCCUUUUUUGUGUCAUAUUAUAAGCUGUUUGUUUGAGAGUUGUUGCUGUACAAUUACAUGACAACUUGUGGGACUGAACACUUUUUCUCACUCUCCCUGAACCAUUCCUGAGUUCUCUCACUUCUCCCCAUCUCACAUUUUGAAGGUGAAAUAUUACACUUACAUUUUGUGUCAUGCAGCCCGUUUAAAGGGAAGCUUUGGGAACACAUUUCUGCAGGAAGCAUAAAUCAAUUUUCCUCCUAAUCUACAGCGUUUUCCUUUUCUCCAUCUGGGCUUUCAAUUGGCACUACUUUAUUGGCAGAUGCUGAAGUGAGGAACACGUCAUAACUGACUUGAAACAAAAAUAUGUGUAAAGGUGCUUUAUGUUUUUUUUGUUGACUUUGCUAUGAUUUGUCUUUUUUUUUUAAAGCAGUAUUGUUUGAAAUACUCCUUCUUGACACUUUCCCGGAGGCAAUUCAAAAUGAAAGCAAAGAAGCUCAAUAAAAUGUUACUCUGUAUCUAUGUUUGACAAUGAUGCCAUAAUGUUUUGAAAGAUGAUACAACUGUGAAAUUGUGAGAAAUAAUACUGCUUACACAUAAGUAAAAGGCCAGUUUGGAUCAUUUUUGUUUAACACUUUAUUUUUUACAGACGGUGACUAAAUGAGAUUUUAGUUUUUUGUAAUGAAAUGUCCUACAGAUGUUUCUUCUAGACAUGUGAAGAUUGCAAAAGUUUGCUGUGAUGUUUUGAGCGUGCUCUGACGUGAUGGGAAAAAAGUAUUAAAUGUCGAAUGAUGUUGCUAAUCAACGGUGACAUGAAGGAGUGUAUUUGCCACAACUUUUAUUUUUUAACUAGUGCCAUUUGAAAAGGGGUGGAGGUGUUCUGCAUGUUACCCCCCACACCCACACACACCUCAGCUAACACACUAAACCCCCUUUUCAUUCAUUUCUACCCCCAUUUCUGUCGGGGGCCACUGAUCACCUGCUCCCAGUGCGCUUCAUUUGCAAAGCAGUGAUGACCCGCCAGACGCCAAGACCCAUUCCCAUGACUUUUGUGUUCUCUAUUUUGACUGUUUUGUUGACUUUAUGUUGUACUAACUACCAUCAGUUUAACCCGAUGAUAACAUGUGAGCCUUCAGUGAUCUGUGACACUUGUUUUUUUUUGGCAUCAUGAAAUGUCUUCUUAUUUUUUAACGGUCAUUGCUGUAAAGUAUUUUCUAUAUGGUUUCUGCAUGAUGAAAUUAAAUUA
Molecule: messenger RNA, 3795 nt
Organism: Anoplopoma fimbria (sablefish)
Lineage: Eukaryota; Metazoa; Chordata; Actinopteri; Perciformes; Anoplopomatidae
Product: N-chimaerin
Exons: 15
Coding region: 166-1545 (459 amino acids)
Biological process (GO): signal transduction; regulation of small GTPase mediated signal transduction; positive regulation of GTPase activity
Molecular function (GO): GTPase activator activity
Source: RefSeq, a predicted model, not a curated record